Tachysurus fulvidraco (yellow catfish) is the source of this 772-nucleotide messenger RNA. RefSeq names its product up-regulator of cell proliferation-like. Lineage: Eukaryota; Metazoa; Chordata; Actinopteri; Siluriformes; Bagridae. The record is from RefSeq and is a predicted model, not a curated record.
AUGGUUAAUUCAGAUUCCCGAACUGUAAUUUGUGCACCUGGUGAAAAUAAGGAAACAAACGAUUUGUUUGCUGAGCAGAGCUGUGACUCUACCCCAAAUCUCCUCGAUGUACACGCUGCACUCUUCGCCUGUGCUGACAGUUUCCUUCAGCAAGAAAUGGCCCUAAAAAUGUCAAUGUGCCAGUUUGCAGUGCCAUUUGUGUUGCCUCAAAGUGCUCAUAAUCAAUGCACUCUGAUGUUAUGGGCUCUUAGAGGUAUCCUGAAAGAAUGGCGUCCCACUCUGACAGAAUCUAAAGGGUUUGUUGAAGACAGUGUUGUUCAUGCAAAAAUUCCUAUGAUAUCAUUUGUAAGGCUAAGCAACUGCAGCUUGACCAAGUCAAAGGUGUUGAACCAAGUGUUAAAAAAUUCACAGCAGCACCAGGAUUUUUUUUAUCAAGAAAUGAUCGGAGGAUCUGCUCCAAGAGUCAUCUGUAAUGACAUGGUUGAAAUAUGCUGGAGUUUGCCAUGUGGAAACAAAACCAUUGAUGUCUUUCCUGAGCCAGUGGUUUUUGCUAAUUUAAGAGGAGAUGUUUGUGCAUUCGAAACCCAAUUCAGUUUUCUUUCUCAGGUGUCAACAGCUGUCUUUGUGUUCCUAGACAGUGUUGGUUAAAAACGAACAAAAGUUGUUUGCCUCCAAAUGCUUUCCGAAGUCCAAAUGCUUUCUUGUCGUCAACAAUCCAGGAAACAUGAGUGAGAAAAUAAAGUCAUCAAAAAAAAACAUGAAUUUUGCUGCA